This is a messenger RNA of Aspergillus puulaauensis, 648 nucleotides long. RefSeq names its product U4/U6-U5 snRNP complex subunit SNU23. The record is from RefSeq and is a predicted model, not a curated record. NCBI's taxonomy places the organism in Eukaryota, Fungi, Ascomycota, Eurotiomycetes, Eurotiales, Aspergillaceae. The transcript has a single exon. Gene Ontology annotation, biological process: mRNA splicing, via spliceosome. Gene Ontology annotation, molecular function: zinc ion binding; nucleic acid binding. Gene Ontology annotation, cellular component: U4/U6 x U5 tri-snRNP complex; spliceosomal complex. The coding region runs from base 1 to 648 and encodes 215 amino acids.
AUGUCCACCAACAAGCCCGCCUACGGCAACCCCACCUCCGAUACCUUCGGCGGCAAGAGCUGGGACCGCGAGGAAUACGCCAAAAAAGGCGCAGAAGAGGAAGCCAAGCGGAAAGAAGAAGGAAAGGCCCGCUAUGAGGCCAAACUACUCGGCAAGAAAUGGCACGCGCCCGUCGACUACGGUUCGCUUGAAGCCACAACCUCCCGCAAACAGCGCCUCGAUGUCGCCUCGAUGGUUGGCAAGACGACAAUUGUUUCUGCGGCAAAUGCGGUGGGGAAGCGUGGUAAAGGUGCGGGGUUCUACUGUUCCGACUGUGACUUGACGUUCAAGGAUAACUUGCAGCUGGUGGAGCACCUGAAUAGCAAACAGCACUUGAUUGCCACCGGUCAGAGCGGGGAGGUGGCGCAGGCUACGGUGGAUGAUGUACGCCAGCGGUUGAGAAUGCUUGCCCACCAGAAGCGAGUUAGAGAGGAAGAAGAGCGCAUGGUAUGGCAGAUGGACCUGGGAGAGCGACUCAAGGACAGAGAAGAGCAGCUUUCCAAAGAGCGUGAGGAGAAAAGACGGAAGAGGAACGAGAAGCGUCGUAAAGGAAACGACGAGGUCAAACAGGAGGACAGCUGGGAGGGCCGACUUGGCAUCAUUGCUUAG